AUGAAAUUUUCAAUCGUUGCCGUGGCCUUCGGCCUUAUUUCCCUCGCUUCCGCGAAAAGAAGUCCGCAGCAUGUCGGGAAAAAGCUUCCAGAGAUCAAGAGAAAUGUGGCUCCACGAGCAGAUACCGGCCCCGUGCAACCCGAGAAACGAGCAUCGCCGUCUUUCUUGACAGAUUUGACUAAAAAAUAUGUCGUCAAUGGCAGCGCAAUUCCAGACGUCGACUUCGAUGUUGGUGAAUCAUAUGCCGGUCUCAUGCCUAUCUCCGAUGCCAAAAACGCGUCGGAGCUUUAUUUCUGGUUCUUCCCAUCUACAAACCCGGCUGCGUGUAAUGAAAUUCUCGUCUGGCUCAAUGGAGGUCCAGGAUGCAGUUCCCUGGAAGGAUUUCUUCAGGAAAAUGGUCCCUUUUUGUGGCAAUACGGUACAUACAAACCGGUUCAGAACAAGUGGGCGUGGACCAAUUUGACAAACGUCGUAUGGGUUGAACAACCCGUGGGAACGGGCUUUUCUCAAGGGACUCCUACUGCCACCUCCGAAGAAGACGUUGCCGCGCAAUUUCUGGGUUUCUUCAAGAAUUUCGUCGACACCUUCGCCAUGCAAGGUUACACCGUCUACAUCGCAGGCGAGUCUUAUGCCGGCUACUACGUCUCUUACAUCGCCGACGCCAUGUUCAAUGCCGACGACAAGGAGUAUUAUAACAUCAGCUCCAUCAUGAUCUAUGACCCGAGCUUGAGCUACGAUGUCCUGCAGGAACACAUUCCCGUGACUGCCUUUGUGGAUUUUUGGGGUCCGGCGCUCGAUCUGAAUGCGACUUUCCUCGCCCAGCUCCACAAUAUGUCUGAUUCGUGUGGAUAUACUGCUUUCAUGGACGAAUACCUCACAUACCCUCCCAAAGGCAUUCUACCGACUCCUCCCAACGUCGAUCUCGACGACGAUUCAUGCGACACUUUCGAUGCAGUCUUCUACGCCAUCUCCGAAGUCAACCCGUGCUUCGACAUCUAUCAAGUUUUGACAACCUGCCCGCUCCUAUGGGAUGUGCUUGGCUUUCCCGGUUCCUUUGACUAUGUACCCGAAGGCGCCUUCAUCUACUUUAACCGCACCGACGUCCAAAAGGCCAUCAAUGCCCCAAUCCAAGAAUGGCUCGAAUGCACCAACGUGGACGUCUUUGUGAAUGGCACCGACAACUCCCCCCCCUCAGCGUUGAGCGUUCUGCCCGGCGUUAUUGAAAAGGCUGACCGGGUCAUCAUUGGCCACGGCAUCGCUGAUAUGAUUUUGCUCUGGAACGGCACCCUCCUCGCAACGCAGAACAUGACUUUCAACGGUGCUCAGGGUUUCUCAGUCCCUCCUGGGGAAUGGGACGACUUCUACGUCCCUUACCAUACGGAAUAUGAGAGUCAAUUGGGCACCAUUGCUGGCGCGGGUGUGAUGGGCCAAUAUCAUACGGAAAGAGGUCUGACGCUGGUAACGGUGGAUCUUUCCGGCCAUAUGGUUCCGCAAUACGCUCCGUCGGCCGCUUAUCGCCAAGCUGAGUUCUUGCUGGGGCGUAUCCCGACUUUGGGAACGGUUGGACCAUUUACGACGAUGCCAGACGAGAGCUACUAA
This is a messenger RNA of Rhinocladiella mackenziei CBS 650.93, 1599 nucleotides long. RefSeq lists its product as uncharacterized. The record is from RefSeq and is a predicted model, not a curated record. Lineage: Eukaryota; Fungi; Ascomycota; Eurotiomycetes; Chaetothyriales; Herpotrichiellaceae. The transcript has 4 exons. The coding region runs from base 1 to 1599 and encodes 532 amino acids. Gene Ontology annotation, biological process: proteolysis. Gene Ontology annotation, molecular function: serine-type carboxypeptidase activity.